GAUACUCGAUUCACCGUCGUUCAGCACGAAUCAGCAAUCAGUACGAAUAAUGCAUCAGCUCAGCGAACACGACAAGGCUGUCCUCAACAGCAUCUUCAAUCCUCUGACACCGUUGGGCGAAGGGGUAUUUUCUGAGGAAACAAAUACUGACGAUGAGACUGAAAAUUCGAAGGAAGAUGUUUUGAUACCAGAAAUUGCCGAGAUACACAAACGAGCGAUUCGCGAAACGGAAACCGGAAACCACGAUGAAGCUCUGAGGCUUUUCGCGGAGGCUUUGAAAAAAUCCGCAAACUCGGCAACGCUUCUGAACGACAGAGCUCAGUGUCUCAGAUUAGCGGGACUGGAUGAAGACGCAAUGAAGGAUUUAAACUUGGCUGUGGAGCUGAGCAACGGUCAAGGAAGAGCCGGUAUUCGCGCGCUUUGUCAAAGAGGAAUUUUGUUAAGGAAAAAUAAUAAAUUGGACGAAGCCAGAAGGGAUUUUUCGGAGGCUGCAAAAAGCGGUUCGAAAUUCGCCAAGAGUCAGCUGGUCGAGCUUAACCCGUACGCGGCUAUGUGUAAUCAGAUGCUCAGAGAAAUAACAACGAAAUUAAGCAAUCCUUGAGGAAUUCAUCGUACCGUUAAUGCAAAAUGAAUUUAUGGAUAAUCGUUCAAGAAUUUAAUUACGAUAUAUUAUGUUGUUAAAAAUAUCAAAUUAAACAGUCAAUUGACAUAAAUGUUAAUUUUCAAUCUGAUAAUUAGGGCAAGGUGGGGCAAAGUGGGCCCCUCAAAAAAAUAAUGUCUAAAAUCAGAAUAAAAUAUUUACAGUAAUUAUGAUUUCCGAAUAAUUCUUAUUAUUUUAAAAAUUUCAGGAGGCCCACUUUGCCCCCAAAUUUAUUGAGAUAAAAAAAAUUUUAGGGUGCCCACAUUGCCCCACUCUUCCUUACACAGUCAUUGGGAAACAAAAAUAAA
Messenger RNA from Diprion similis, 948 nucleotides. RefSeq names its product tetratricopeptide repeat protein 36. The transcript is spliced from 3 exons. Gene Ontology annotation, biological process: cilium assembly. NCBI's taxonomy places the organism in Eukaryota, Metazoa, Arthropoda, Insecta, Hymenoptera, Diprionidae. The record is from RefSeq and is a predicted model, not a curated record. Gene Ontology annotation, molecular function: protein binding. Bases 50 to 601 code for a protein of 183 amino acids.